GAAGAAAGGGAAGAAGAAGAAGAAGAAGAAAGGAAAGCGGGUGAUUUAACUAAAUUCAUCGAUCAACAAAUAAAUGGGUGAAACAACGGUCGAAGAUGCGUCGGGGAAUCGUAAAUCCAAGCCGACGACGAUCCUGGUGCCGCCACGUGGCUCCAUGGAAUCCCUUUUCUCAAACGGGUCGAUUGGCGGGUUCGGGUUCAGCCCCGGCCCGAUGACUUUGGUCUCUAACUAUUUCGCGGAGCAGGGUCCGUUUUCUUUCUCUCAGCUCCUCGCCGGCGCCAUGUCUUCGCCGACUACGGGUUUGUUGAUGACUAAUUAUCCUCCGGCGGCGGCGGCGGAACAAGAAGAAGAGAAGGAGAAGGAAAAGGAGAGUAACUCAUCUGAUGAUGGGAAGAAUAGCGAGAGCGGCGGCGGCGGAGGUGGGUAUAAGCGGAAUAGGCCGAUGGAUUUGGUGGUGGCUCAGCCGCAGAUGCCGCCGGAGAGCCUCAGCCCGAUGUUCAUGGUUCCGCCGGGGCUGAGUCCUUCUGGGUUUCUCAACUCGCCCGGGUUCUUAUCCCCACUCAGUAGCCCGUUUGGAAUGUCGCACCGACAAGCGCUAGCGCACGUAACAGCACAAGCGGCAUUUUCCCAAACGUACAUGCAAAUGCAAUCGCAGCUUCAACGCUCUCCAUCUAUAGAAUCAUUAGCGCCACAUCAUCAGACGAGCAUCAUUCCCGUUUCAACCGUACCCGACGCUUCGAAGAUAGAUUCGUUCGAGGUUUCACAGUCGGACAACAAAUCUUCUAACAUAGUUGCGGACAAGCCAGCUAACGACGGUUAUAACUGGAGAAAAUACGGUCAGAAAAAUGUCAAGGCUAGUGAAUGCCCUAGAAGCUACUAUAAAUGUACGUAUAUUAAUUGUCCCGUGAAAAAAAAGGUCGAGAGAUCUUUCGACGGUCGUGUAUCGGAAAUUACGUAUAAAGGGCAUCAUAUUCACGAUCCGCCUCAGAGUAAUAAACGGGGGAAAGAUGGUUGUGCGUUGGAUAAGACCGUUAAAUCGCAGGCGAAGUCCGAUGUAAUGAAUAGGUUGAAUGAAGCUGCAUAUGUCAAAUGUGAGCCGGUGAAUUUUCAGGCGACGACACAACGGUUAUUUGAGCGGAAUCCUAUGAUUUGUUAUAACGGUGAAGUUGGAGAUUCGGUUGUCGUUGUAGAUGAUUGUGAAAAUAAUGAUGAUGAUAAUGAUUGUGAACCGGUUUCCAAAAGAAGGAGUGUGGAUAAUGGACAGUCGAUUGCAGCUUCAACGCAUGAAACUAUUACAGAAACGAAGAUUGUGGUGCAGACGAGAAGUGAAGUUGAUCUUCUGGAUGAUGGAUACAAAUGGAGAAAAUACGGACAAAAAGUUGUCAAGGGGAAUCCACAUCCGAGGAGUUACUACAGGUGUACAUAUGCCGGGUGCAAUGUACGUAAGCACGUCGAGAGGGCUUCGGCGGACCCAAAAGCUGUGAUUACAACAUACGAGGGUAAGCAUGAUCAUGAAUUACCUGUUGGAAGGUACAGUAGCCACGGUGCAGUAAACUGCAAUUCGAAUCAAUUUAAGACACAAAAGACGGCUAAUAAGAAACCUAUGCCGAGUAUAGAAAUGGAUUUCGGGAACAUGGAUAGUACACCGAUGACUCUACAGCUCAAAGAAGAAACAAUUGCCGCGUGAUUUUAUUAUUUGCCAAAAUUAUAUUAAACUCCAAAUCUGGAGCAAUGGUGUAAGAAUAUAUAUAUAUAUAUAUAUAUA
This is a messenger RNA of Erythranthe guttata (spotted monkey flower), 1765 nucleotides long. Its product is annotated as putative WRKY transcription factor 4. The record is from RefSeq and is a predicted model, not a curated record. Gene Ontology annotation, biological process: regulation of DNA-templated transcription. Lineage: Eukaryota; Viridiplantae; Streptophyta; Magnoliopsida; Lamiales; Phrymaceae. Gene Ontology annotation, molecular function: DNA-binding transcription factor activity; sequence-specific DNA binding.